Morone saxatilis (striped sea-bass) is the source of this 1855-nucleotide messenger RNA. It is a transcript of the gene dennd6b, whose product is annotated as DENN/MADD domain containing 6B. The transcript is spliced from 14 exons. Gene Ontology annotation, molecular function: guanyl-nucleotide exchange factor activity. The record is from RefSeq and is a predicted model, not a curated record. NCBI's taxonomy places the organism in Eukaryota, Metazoa, Chordata, Actinopteri, Moronidae. Gene Ontology annotation, cellular component: recycling endosome.
GGACCGGAGGAUGAGGGAUGGAGGUCGCGGAGCUCUGAUCCGGUCGUGAUGAACCCGUUUGACGGCUCCGGUUCUCCCCGACAUGAGGAGGCAGCGGACCGCGGGGGCAGCCGGUGUCCGUGGGCCCGGUUCUCCUCCUGGCUGGAGUGUGUGUGCGUCGUUACCUUCGACCUGGAGCUCGGACAAGCUAUAGAGCUGGUGUAUCCUCAGGAUGUGAAACUCACUGAGAAGGAGAAAACCAGCAUCUGCUACCUGUCCUUCCCUGACUCAUACUCAGGAUGCCUUGGGGACACUCAGUUCAGCUUCAGGUUGCGUCAGUCGGUCGGCCGACGAGCUUCGAGGUUCAGAGAGGACGUUUACAACCGAGACGCCCCCGUCACCCUGCAGACUGAAGUGUCCCAUUUCUUUGGUUACGUCUAUUUCAGACAAGUGAAGGACGUUUCUGUGAAGAGGGGGUACUUCCAGAAGGUCAGAGGCACACCUGAACACACCUGUUUACACACCUGUACACACCUGCCUAACGUGGUUCUGGGCGUCACCAACCCGUUCUUCAUCAAGACUUUUCAGAACUGGCCUCAUGUGGUUCGACUGGGAGAAAUCAAGAUGGCGGGUGAUUUACCCAAACAGGUGAAGGUGAAGAAACUGUCCAAACUGAAAACUCUGGACACUAAACCAGGGAUCUACACGGCGUACAAGACGUUUCUGCACAAAGACAAGAUUCUGAUUAAAAGACUGCUGAAGGGUAUUCAAAGGAAGAGACCUUCAGAGGUUCAGAGCGCCAUCUUGAGGAGACACCUGUUAGAGCUCACUCAGAGCUUCAUCAUCCCGCUGGAGCGGUACAUGGCGAGCCUGAUGCCUCUGCAGAGGUCGGUGACGCCGUGGAAGACUCCUCCGCAGAUCCGACCCUUCAGUCAGGACGAGUUCAUGUCCACUCUGGAUCACACCGGGCCCCAGCUCACCUCGGUGCUCAAAGGGGACUGGAUGGGACUGUACAGGAAGUUCUUCAGGUCUCCGAACUUUGACGGAUGGUAUCGACAGCGACACAAAGAGAUGACUCAGAAACUGGAGAGUCUUCACCUGGAGGUCAUCUGUGACGCCGUGACGUUCUGAUCGGUUUGGACCAAAGACAAGUCUGAGGUGGAAAUCGUCGACUUGAUUCUGAAGCUCAGAGAGAAACUGAUUAAAGCUCGACGGCAGCAGCUGCAGGUGAAGGACGGCGUUAUGGACAAACUGGACGCUUUUAUAAACUCCAUCAUCAGCUCGGUGCCGGAAGACCUGCAGACUGUACUGAACACACACUGAACACACACACUGAACACACACACUGAACACACACACUGAACACACACACUGAACACACACAUUGAACACACACACUGAACACACACUGACAGCUUUUGUUAUCAGAAAAUCAACAGCAACAGAGAACAACAUCAGUAAAAUAAGUUUAGUCAGAGUUUAACUGAACAUCUUGAUGCCUUUAUUAAGUUAAGAUUCAUUAAGUUAAGUUGUGAUUAAAUGUGAGGACAGUGAACUUACAGUUUGUUGGAUGUUUGUUGGUUUCUGGAUGUUAAUUUACACUUUCAGCUCGUGCAAUAUUUGGGAAGAUUUAAAUAACCUGUUUUAAUAAAAGUCCAACAAACUCAAACAGUUAAUGAAUGAAUGAAUGAAUGUCUGUGAUGUGUUUUAUCUGACAUCAUAAUGAAAAUAAAAACUAUUUAAUUGUUUCACAUUAUUUCAGUUGGAUUUUUAUUGAAACUAUAAAUCUUCAUAACAUUUAAACACUGAUGGUAUUUUUCUACCACAGCUGAACUCAGUGAAUGUAACACACACUAAUAAUAAUAAUAAUAUUAAU